This is a messenger RNA of Symbiodinium necroappetens, 693 nucleotides long. The record is from the annotation of a GenBank genome assembly. NCBI's taxonomy places the organism in Eukaryota, Dinophyceae, Suessiales, Symbiodiniaceae.
CAGCUGUUGCGCCUCGAUCGAUGGGAAGGUGUCCUGCGACAGGAGCUCCGCCGAAAGGACACCUCCAGGAUGUUCGGCUCCUGCAUCUUCAGUGCUCUCUACCUUGAGAAGCCGAUCGACUCAGGCCCGAUGAACGAUUGGCCUUGGCCCGAGCAUGGACUUCUGGCGCUCGACUAUGCCAGUGGCAAGCGGCCAACCGCGGAGGACUCGGCCGUGGCGACGCCAAGCUUCAGAAACCUCUGCCAGGCACUCCAUCUCUGCAGCCUGACCGAGGAGCAGAAAGUCGCGGCUCUUGUUCCGGUCGCUCAUGAGCUCUUCCUCAGCAGCCUGCAGCUUCGUACGUUGCUCCUGCUUCUGGAGACGCCAAAUGCACGGCUGCAGCUCUUCGAGCUGCUCUACCUCAGGAUCGUCGACAUCCAGAACGAAACUCUGGCACGCGAUGUUCUCGACGAGAGCUGCAACUUCUGCAAGCUGGAGAGGUUCAACCAAUGCAUGAUGUUUCCGUUCGUCCAGCCCGAAAGCUUUGCCUUCGAGUUCAACUUGAAGCACUUGGACCAUCGGCUCGCCUCUCUGGCGGUCUUCAAGCUUUGCGAAGUCGAGGGCUGGGUCAACUUGCCGGAGCCGACGUUCGUCGCGGACGAGGCGGAUGAGGACGGCACGGAUGAAGCCUUGUUCUGGAGGAGCUCCAAGGAG